Molecule: messenger RNA, 344 nt
Organism: Staurois parvus
Lineage: Eukaryota; Metazoa; Chordata; Amphibia; Anura; Ranidae
Source: the annotation of a GenBank genome assembly
UGACAAAAUGGAACCCACCAGCAGUGUGAGGAGACCUGAAAGUGGCACAUGGCAGAGUGUGGCGAUGGAGACAGCAGCAAUGGGAGGCCGUACAGGGACCCAUGACACACUCUGGACCUGGCAGCAGCAUGAGGAGGCGGUACAGGGGCCCAUGCAGAUUACGGGCCUGGCAGCAGCAAUGGGAGGCGCCCGUAAUCUGCCAGCACCCUAUGACAAAAUGGAACCCACCAGCAGUGUGAGGAGACCUGAAAGUGGCACAUGGCAGAGUGUGUGUGGCGAUGGAGACAGCAGCAAUGGGAGGCCGUACAGGGACCCAUGACACACUGGACCUGGCAGCAGCAUGA